UCUUGGCGUAAGGUGCUGCUGCCAUUGUCAUCAGAUAAACACACAAGGGCAGAAGAAGAAGGACGAGGAAAUGAAUACCUUGCCCAGUCAGUGGCAGCAGGAUUACGACCCUUCAUUCUCUCUCCAACCAUUCACACCUCAGGGUUAGAGGAGCUGUCCCAGUGAUAAACUACCUACUCAGAGCAUAUAACUUCCAACCUUUCCUUGGGUUCUAGAGUGAAGGAACCCCUCCCUCCCCCCACUCACACACACACACACACACACACACACACACCCAGUCAGGAUGAAGCUGAAAGAGGAUCUGAACCCGGUGCUGCUGCUGCUCUUCCAGGUGACGGUGUGGCUGUACUCUAUCCUAGCCUUCCUCCCCUCUUACCUCUUCAGCUCUGUGUCAGAAUCAGACGCAGGCCUCGGCUCAGAACAGGAGAGGGCUCAGAGACUCAAGGCCCAGUCUGUGACGGGUCGCCCCGCGGGGCCCUACAGGGCCAUGAGCACCACCAAGAGGCUGGUGUCGUCCCUGCACCCCGGGGUAGACACACUGGAUAAGGUGUUUGAGGACGCAUCCAGAAGGUUCCCUGACAGAGACUGCCUGGGCACCAGAGAGGUGGUCAUGGAGGAGGACGAGAGACAGAGCAACGGAAAGGUCUUCAAGAAGGUGAGGACAGGAAGGACAGCAUGAGGACUUUCUGUUGGGCAAGAAACUCAAGUGUGUUUUCUGUUUGUAGUGAAAACACAAGACCUUGAUCUGCCAAGUCAGUCUAGCCAAAACAGGAGAGAACAGUCACUCAUACAAAACACACCUCUCUUGCCCAACAGAAAGGCCUCACGUCACCUCACACAGCUCACCAACACACAACACACAGGCCAAUCUGAACUUUGCUAAAAUAAAACACUGUCGCUGUGUGUGUGACUUGUAACACUUUUAAUUACACCCCAGUCAUAGGCUAAUCCCACUAGUCUAAUCACAGUACUGUUGAAACUCAUGUUGCUGCAAUAAAAUAAUGGUGUGUUUGGCCACCACAAUGAGACCUACAGCGACACUGUGUGAAUGUGCGGUAGCCUGUGCCAGGUCUGGGUGUGUGCAGUACCAGUGCUAUACCAGUAGAGGACAGUAUCACCGCUGUUUAUUAUGAGUGUUGUGAUUGAAAUUCCAAAAGUUAAAAAGCAUCCAUUAGCAAAAAAAAAUCCUACUGUCAUAUUACUGAGCAGAAAAUGCACAACCACAAGUUGUAGGCUUUACUGUGGAUAAAACAAAUACUGUGAACUAUUCUGCCCUCCUGCAUCUCUCCCACACAUUCUGUUUUGGAAAACUCUUUCUAAAUCUCUCUCCUCUCCUAGCGCGUGGGAGCUCGCUCGCCUAGAGGAUCGAGCUCGGGCUCGCCGAUAGGUAAGGGCUGCUGCUAUGAUCUCUCUCUUCUCUCUCUAUAUCUCCUCUCUCUCUUCUCUCUCUCUCUUCUCUCUCUCUCUCUCUCUCGUCUCUGUAUUUCUCUUUCUCCCUCCCUCUCUCUCUAACAUCCUGUGUGCUCUCUGUGGCACCCUGUAGGUGAUCUUGGGGCAGUACCGCUGGCUGUCCUAUGCUGAGACCCACAGUGCAGCAGCCCGCUUUGGCAAUGGUCUGGCAGUGCUUGGCCAGAGGGCCCACAACAAUAUUGCCAUCUUCUGUGAGACCAGGGCCGAGUGGGUCAUAGCAGCACAGGCCUGCUUCAUGCAAAACUUCCCCUGUGAGUGUCCACACACACACAAACACACACACAUGCGCGCACACACACACGCGCGCACACACAAACAAACACACACACACGCGCACACACACACAAACACACACACAUAGGGUAUACAUACAGUGCAUUGAGAAAGUGUUCAGACCCCUUGACUUUUUCCACAUUUUGUUACUUUACAGCCUUAUUCUAAAAUGGAUAAAACAUUUAAAAUAAUCCUCAUCAAUCUACACACAACACCCCAUAAUGAAAACAGGUUUAUAGAAAUGUUUGCAAAUUUAUAUUUUUAAAAACCCAGAAAGAUCUUAUUUACAUAAGUAUUCAGAGCCUUUGCUAUGAGACUCGAAAUUAAGCUCAGGUGCAUCCUGUUUUCAUUGAUCAUCCCCUCUGGUCCGUGCUUGUGACGCCAUAGCCUCAGCCCUCCUCCUCUCCAUAGACUCUUUAUUCAUCCAUCUCUCAUUCUUCCUCCUCUCCAUAGACACUAUUCAUCCAUCUCUCAUUCUUCCUAGUUUCUAAUUUCUUCUUAGUUUAGUCUGACUCAACCUGAUUGGUUGGCCUUGCCAGGAAUUUGUUCGCGGUUGUUUCAUAGUUCUAAAACUCAGAACAAAAAGGAUGGUUGCAGAGUAUAAGCUAUUCAAUCACCUCAUGAUUUCAUUUUUUUGUUUAUAAAAGAAGAGCGUGAACGUGACGGGACCUGACAGUGUGUUAGUAUCUCACGGCUGGAGGUGUCACGCCCCGUGUCCUCACACACACAACAGGAAGUCUCAGCCGUCCAUGACGCAUGGCAGUGAUGUCACUGGCCCUGUCCCAUAAGCCCCUUCUCUGUCAGCCUGCCCAGGGUCAGGUGACCUCCCCUCUCUCCCUCCGUCCUCCCCCUCUCUCUCCCUCCUCCUCUCUUUGUCCUGUUAGAGCGGGGUCAUGAGUGUGGAUUUUGGCCCGGGUGUCUUGACCCUUGCAAGCUUCUGGUGUGAACUCUUCACAGCCCAGCGUGAGCACUGCUGCAGCUACUAUCCACCACACACACACACACACACACACACACUGACAUAAAUACACACACGUACACACAUACACACACGUACACACAUACACAGACGUACACAUGCAUACAAAUUCCAUAAAAAUUCCACCUCAUCCCCAAGAGCCAGAGUCUUCAUCUGACUGGAUGGGAGUCCAUGUUGAGCCCACUGAUGGUGGGUGUGUAGACACAGAAAGAGAGCACUUACCCCUCAUUUUCUCCUCUACUGCCUGAGAAUGAUGAAUGCAUGGGGAGCCUGGACCUGGGGGAGCCUGGACAUGGGGGAGCCUGGACCUGGGGGGAGCCUGGACCUGGGGGGAGCCUGGACCUGGAGGGAGCCUGGACCUGGGGGAGCCUGGACCUGGGGGAGCCUGGACCUGGGGGGAGCCUUGACCUGGGGGGAGCCUGGACCUGGGGGGAGCCUGGACCUGGGGGGAGCCUGGACCUGGGGGAGCCCGGACCUGGAUCCCACUGAGUCCUACUGUCAGUCCUAUCUCAGAGCAGAUAGGCAUAUGUACAAAUUCCACUGCCUUUACUCUGCUCCUUCAUAUGAGUUUGUCAUCUGUCUGGCCCACAGUAUUCCAAGAACCUAAACAUCCAACUGCUAUCAGGAAAGGCAGUUGUACAUUACACUUAUCUAGCCAGAGAAACAGACAGGGACUGGUCAUGUUUUUCUGGAGAAGAGAAGUGUGUAUGUCUGUGUGGAGGAGUGUAGAGGGGAUUGGGGAUGCUUGCACGUGUACACGUACACACUCACACACCCUCAUCUCGGCACGUGCCCCUGGUCCCUGUGGUGAGUGAUACCCAUCUCUACCAGUCAGACAUAUAGUAAUGUAAUGUAGCCUGGGCCCAGCCCAGUUCAGCCUGGUUUAGCCCAGUCCCAGGCCACUCACUCACGCCAGUGACAGAGCCAGAGCAGACAUGAUGCCAUCGCUGCAGCGUUACAUUAACACAGCCCUGAAGCAGGAUAUAAUGAUCACUAGGGCUGUACCAUGUGGCCUCACUCCCAAACAGGAUAUACUGAUCACUAGGGCUGUACCAUGUGGCCUCACUCCCAAACAGGAUAUACUGAUCACUAGGGCUGUACCAUGUGGCCUCACUCCCAAACAGAAUAUACUGAUCACUAGGGCUGUACCAUGUGGCCUCACUCCCAAACAGGAUAUACUGAUCACUAGGGCUGUACCAUGUGGCCUCACUCCCAAACAGAAUAUACUGAUCACUAGGGCUGUACCAUGUGGCCUCACUCCCAAACAGGAUAUACUGAUCACUAGGGCUGUACCAUGUGGCCUCACUCCCAAACAGGAUAUACUGAUCACUAGGGCUGUACCAUGUGGCCUCACUCCCAAACAGAAUAUACUGAUCACUAGGGCUGUACCAUGUGGCCUCACUCCCAAACAUAAUAUACUGAUCACUAGGGCUGUACCAUGUGGCCUCACUCCCAAACAGGACCAGAAAAUUCACCCCGAUCUUAAAUCUUACUCUAACUCUAUCCAUACGAUAUCUUAUCAUAAGCAGCAUUAUCUGAUGAUACCUCAUUGGUCUUACCUUAGUGUGUGUGUGUAUGUAUGUAUGUAUGUGUGUGUGUGUGUGUGUUGCAGUGGUCACUCUGUACUCUACCCUGGGGGGUCCGGCCAUCACUCACGGUCUGAACGAGACAGAGGUCAGUCACAUCAUCACCAGCAGAGAGCUACUGGAGACCAGACUCAAAGUGAGAGAACACACACACACACACAAACACACACACACACAUCUGAAAAUGUGUAGAUAUGAAUUUAGGAGGUAAAGGAAGAAGGGACAGGAAGAGUGUGAAAGAGGAGUUUGUGUGUGGGAGAGAGAGAAGGAGGGGGAGAGGUACUAUGCCCACUGUUAUCAGUGUGUGAUGCAGAGUAGGACCAGAGAGACACAGACCAACACACUGGGUUAGAGACACAGACCAACACACUGGGUUAGAGACACAGACCAACACACUGGGUUAGAGACACAGACCAACACACUGGGUUAGAGACACAGACCAACACACUGGGUUAGAGACACAGACCAACACACUGGGUUAGAGACAGACCAACACACUGGGUUAGAGAUACAGACCAACACACUGGGUUAGAGACACAGACCAACACACUGGGUUAGAUCACAGACAACACGGUAAGACAGCAACACACUGGUUAGAGACACAGACCAACACAUGGGUUAGAGACACAGACCAACACACUGGUUAGACACAGACAACACACUGGGUUAGAGACACAGACCACACACUGGGUUAGAACACAGACCACACACUGGGUUAGAUACACAGACACACACUGGGUUAGAUACACAGACCAACACCGGGUAGAGACACAGACCAACACACUGGGUUAGAGACACAGACCAACACACUGGGUUAGAGACACAGACCAACACACUGGGUUAGAGACACAGACCAACACACUGGGUUAGAGACACAGACCAACACACUGGGUUAGAGACACAGACCAACACACUGGGUUAGAGACACAGACCAACACACUGGGUUAGAGACACAGACCAACACACUGGGUUAGAGACACAGACCAACACACUGGGUUAGAGACACAGACCAACACACUGGGUUAGAGACACAGACCAACACACUGGGUUAGAGACACAGACCAACACACUGGGUUAGAGACACAGACCAACACACUGGGUUAGAGACACAGACCAACACACUGGGUUAGAGACACAGACCAACACACUGGGUUAGAGACACAGACCAACACACUGGGUUAGAGACACAGACCAACACACUGGGUUAGAGACACAGACCAACCACUGGGUUAGAGACACAGACCAACACACUGGGUUAGAGACACAGACCAACACACUGGGUUAGAGACACCAGACCAACCACACUGGGUUAGAGACACAGACCAACACACUGGGUUAGAGACACAGACCAACCACUGGGUUAGAGACACAGACCAACACACUGGGUUAGAGACACAGACCAACACACUGGGUUAGAGAACACAGACCAACCAACUGGGUUAGAGAACAGACCAACACACUGGGUUAGAGACACAGACCAACACCACUGGGUUAGGAUACACAGACCAACACACUGGGUUAGAUACACAGACCAACACACUGGGUUAGAGACACAGACCAACACACUGGGUUAGAGACACAGACAACACAUGGUUAGAGCCACAGACCAAACACUGGGUUAGAGACACAGACCAACACACUGGGUUAGAGACACAGACCAACACACUGGGUUAGAGACACAGACCAAACACACUGGGUUAGAUACACAGACCAACACACUGGGUUAGAGACACAGGACCAACCACACUGGGUUAGAGACACAGACCAACACACUGGGUUAGAGACACGACCAACACACUGGGUUAGAGACACAGACCACACACUGGGUUAGAGACACAGACAACACACUGGGUUAGAGACACAGACCAACACACUGGGUUAGAGACACAGACCAACCCACUGGGUUAGAGACACAGACCAACACACUGGGUUAGAGACACAGACCAACACACUGGGUUAGAGACACAGACCAACACACUGGGUUAGAGACACAGACCAACACACUGGGUUAGAGACACAGACCAACACACUGGGUUAGAGACACAGACCAACACACUGGGUUAGAUACACAGACCAACACACUGGGUUAGAGACACAGACCAACACACUGGGUUAGAGACACAGACCAACACACUGGGUUAGAGACACAGACCAACACACUGGGUUAGAGACACAGACCAACACACUGGGUUAGAGACACAGACCAACACACUGGGUUAGAGACACAGACCAACACACUGGGUUAGAGACACAGACCAACACACUGUGUUAGAGACACAGACCAACACACUGGGUUAGAGACACAGACCAACACACUGGGUUAGAGACACAGACCAACACACUGGGUUAGAGACACAGACCAACACACUGGGUUAGAUACACAGACCAACACACUGGGUUAGAUACACAGACCAACACACUGGGUUAGAGACACAGACCAACACACUGGGUUAGAGACACAGACCAACACACUGGGUUAGAGACACAGACCAACACACUGGGUUAGAGACACAGACCAACACACUGGGUUAGAGACACAGACCAACACACUGGGUUAGAGACACAGACCAACACACUGGGUUAGAGACACAGACCAACACACUGGGUUAGAGACACAGACAUACAGUCCAUACUCCCUCCUGAGGAGAGAGACAUGGUACAGAGCCAGUAAAGCAAUAUGUAUCUGUCAAAACCUCAAAGAAUUGACUCACAUGUUUAGGUUGUCUAAACAUACUGAAGUAGAAUGAUGUACAAAGUGCAUGUGUUUAUUUUGCAUGUCCACGUGUACGGAAAGGUCAAGCCUUUGAAAACAUACUUGAAAAUGAACACGUAAACAAAACCACUGUUUGUAGCCAGCAGCCAGUCUGCGACCAGAAGGAAUCAGCCAAACCCUAUCAGUAUGCCCUAUCCCUGUCCCGACCAACCAUUUGAUGGUUAUAGUAUAGCUGUCUUAAAGACUUCUUUGUGUGUUUCCUGGUUGAGUUUAGUUCAUCCUGUUGGAGGUGCCCAGGCUGCAGCACAUCAUCGUGGUGGAUGACACGCCCACCAAGUGGCCCGGUUACCCACGAGGCAUCAGUGUCCACAACAUGGCCACUGUUCAGGAGCUGGGGACCAAGCCUGAGAAUGGUAAACACGUGUGUGUGUGUGCGUGUGGACUCAACAUUUCUUUAACGGCAUUACACUGAAAUGUACAGACAUGUAUAACAUAGUUAUGCAUUCAUUUAUUAUUUUGUAGGUAAUUACUUUUCUGGACAAGGCUGUAGUCACUAGUCAGUGCAGAGUCAUCUCUCCUUACAGUAUCUCCUGCUAGCUGAUAGAUACUGUAGUCUCAGAGAUACUGUAGUCUCAAAGAUAAUAUAGUCUCAGAGAUACUGUAGUCUCAAAGAUAAUAUAGUCUCAGAGAUACUGUAGUCUCAGAGAAACUGUAGUCUCCGAGAUACUGUAGUCUCAAAGAUACUGUAGUCUCAGAGAAACUGUAGUCCGAGAUACUGUAGUCUCAAAGAUACUGUAGUCUCAGAGAUACUGUAGUCUCAGAGAUACUGUAGUCUCAAAUAUACUGUAGUCUCAGAGAUACUGUAGUCUCAGAGAUACUGUAGUCUCAAAGAUACUGUAGUCUCAGAGAUACUGUAGUCUCAAAGAUACCGUAGUCUCAGAGAUACUGUAGUCUCAAAGAUACCAUAGUCUCAGAGAUACUGUAGUCUCAAAGAUACUGUAGUCUCAGAGAUACUGUAGUCUCAAAGAUACCGUAGUCUCAGAGAUACUGUAGUCUCAAAGAUACUGUAGUCUCAGAGAUACUGUAGUCUCAAAGAUACUGUAGUCUCAGAGAUACUGUAGUCUCAAAGAUACCGUAGUCUCAGAGAUACUGUAGUCUCAAAGAUACUGUAGUCUCAGAGAUACCGUAGUCUCAAAGAUACCGUAGUCUCAGAUAUACUGUAGUCUCAGAGAUACUGUAGUCUCAGAGAUACUGUAGUCUCAGAGAUACUGUAGUCUCAAAGAUACUGUAGUCUCAGAGAUACUGUAGUCUCAAAGAUAAUGUAGUCUCAGAGAUACUGUAGUCUCAAAGAUACUGUAGUCUCAGAGAUACUGUAGUCUCAAAGAUAAUAUAGUCUCAGAGAUACUGUAGUCUCAGAGAAACUGUAGUCUCCGAGAUACUGUAGUCUCAAAGAUAAUAUAGUCUCAGAGAUACUGUAGUCUCAGCGAAACUGUAGUCCGAGAUACUGUAGUCUCAAAGAUACUGUAGUCUCAGAGAUACUGUAGUCUCAGAGAUACUGUAGUCUCAAAUAUACUGUAGUCUCAGAGAUACUGUAGUCUCAGAGAUACUGUAGUCUCAAAGAUACUGUAGUCUCAGAGAUACUGUAGUCUCAGAGAUACUGUAGUCUCAGAGAUACUGUAGUCUCAGAGAUACUGUAGUCUCAAAUAUACUGUAGUCUCAGAGAUACUGUAGUCUCAGAGAUACUGUAGUCUCAGAGAUACUGUAGUCUCAGAGAUACUGUAGUCUCAAAGAUACUGUAGUCUCAAAGAUACCGUAGUCUCAGAUAUACUGUAGUCUCAGAUAUACUGUAGUCUCAGAGAUACUGUAGUCUCAAAGAUACUGUAGUCUCAAAGGGGGAGGUGGCUCAUUAGGUCAUGUGAAUGAGGAAGUGGACACAUCUGUGUCAGAUUAAAGCUUGGAGAGGAAAUACUCUACCUUUCUCUCCUAUUUCCCUUUCUCUCCUAUUUUCUCCUUCCCUUCCUCUAUCUUUCCAUCCCUCCUUUUCUCCGUCUGGUCUCUAGUGCUGCACUGCUUGACCCAUAACAAGUAGAGCUGGUACUGUGAAGGGUAGGUGUGUGUGUGUGUGUGUGUGUGUGUGUGUGUGGGUGUGUGUUGCAGUGGUCACUGCUAAAAUAGCCUGCUGUGGUCUAGGCCUAAAUCAGUGGAAGUGUGUGUGCGUGUUUGUAGGUUUUAUUGUUUGUUAGUAUUUAUCAGUUGAAACUCAUGUCAGAAGGACAGAGAGUUACAGAGUGAGUUUGAGCAGCAGGACAAUGCUAUGAAUCAGUGGCUAGGGAAAUGAACUAGAAAAUGGGCUGCAGGGACAGACAUGCCACAGCAUUAGCACCAAACCAUGCAGGAUAGCAUAUCAUCGCUAUCUGACCUGUGGGAUUAGGAAGGAGGGUCAUGUUUAUAGACACUUCUGUAAACUUCACAUGACAUCACUCCACCCCCCCCCCCCCCCCCCCCACCCCUAUCUCUGGGUCCAUGUUUAUGUCAGAACAUGGCCCCUCCUCUCGCAUGCGGUUGACUCCAAGUCACGUCCCCCUCCUCUCUCCCUCUCCUAUCUCCCUCUCUUUUGCUCCCUUCUUUCUCUCUCUGUCUUCUGUUUGGGUUGUGUUUUAUUUUUCUGCACCCGCUGGUGACGUCUUGGAAAUGUUUAUAUUCCACACGACACUGAGCAAGCCCCCCCCCCCCCCAGCCCUAAAAAAAACAAUAAAAAACACGUCUUCAUUUUCCACAUGAGGACAACUGAGAGAAAACUGCUGACUGUUGUUUCUUAUAUAAUUUAGAACAGGGAUUUAUUUUUAUUUUUUAGCUCGAUAAAUUUAUAAAUUGGCCAUCCUCCCGUGACCCAAAUCAUCCUCCAACAACCCAAAUGAAGAAGAAAUAGUGUGUGAUUGUAGAUGUAGUCUUAUAACACACCUCUCACAUGCCUAGGGCCCACUUUGGGUCCCAACCCAUAGUUUAAGAAACCUACAUGAUCUACAUUUGACAUUUUAGUCAUUUAGCAGACGCUCUCAUCCAGACCGACUUACAUUUAGUGAGUGCAUACAUUUUUCACACUGGCCCCCAGUGGAAAACGAACCCACAACCCUGGCGUUGCAAGCGCCAUGCUCUACCAACUGAGAUCUAGAGUCAUCUCACUCCUUUUCACAUUGUCAGAAUCCACAUUGCAUGACAUAAUAUAAUUUCUGAGUGGCUUUUUGGCAAGCCUAGACAAGAGUAACAUGUCUUGGAGAACUUAAGUCCAAACAUUUGAAGUGGGCUGACGGGGAGGAGAGGCUUUACUUCAAUUGAACAAAUCUCAGACAGUUAACACACAGCCAAAACUCAGAGAAGAAAGAGAGCAGAGGAAGAGAGCCGUAGAGAGGGAGAGAGGGAGAGAGAGACAUAAAGGAAGAGAGAGAGAGGUAGAUGGUGUUAUUAGCAGUAACACAGCUCUUAGAAAUACUGUAUCUUCCUACUGAGAGUACCAAGAGGCUGAAGGACGUUUACUAAAUGGUGCCAUUGAGUUUAAUGUGAUUUAAUGUUUCAUUUGACUGAUGUUCCUCUCCCUCUUCAUUCCAUUAGGAAUGUUCCUUUCUUCUUCUCUUUAGAUAUUCAUCAUUAUGUGUGUUUUAUUCCACUUCCUCUACCCCCAUCUUGUUUAACGACACCCAUAUCUUCCCAGGACCUUCGCCUACAGACUUCACAUCCUAGACUAUAUAUCCUAACAUGGACUUAACAAGCCUCCUCCAUUUAUUGUCCUGACCUGCACCAUAUCUUAUGAUCUCCCAUGAACUCCCUUUUCCUACAAUAUGCUGAAUAUUUACAAAAACAUGCUUUCAUGCCAUGCCAUGAACUAAUUUGUUUCCUGUGUGUGUGUGUGUGUGUGUGUGUGUGUGUGUCUCUGUGUGUGUGUGUCUCUGUGUGUGUGUGUGUUUGUGUGUGUGUGUGUUUGUGUGUGUCUGUGUGUGUGUGUGUGUGUGUGUGUGUGUGUGUGUGUGUGUGUGUGUGUGUGUGUGUGUGUGUGUGUGUGUGUAUAGUGUCUCGUGGGUGUAAACAGCCCAUGCCCUCUGACAUCGCUGUCAUCAUGUACACCAGCGGCUCCACUGGCGUACCCAAGGGCGUCAUGAUCUCCCAUAGCAACAUCAUCGCUGGCAUCACUGGCAUGGCAGAAAGGAUACCCAACCUGGGGUAAGUACCACAAACCUGCCAACCUUAUACCCUCUCUUUACCCUCCUGGGCUUUACAUACCAUCACCUUCCUCCAGUACCAAACUACUAUCGACAUUUCCUAAUAAGCUGAAUUUUCAUGAAUCAUCGAAUACCACUUUGAAUACUCUAAGAAUUUUGACAGUCCAAGCUGGCUUCCAAAGUGCACCUUAUCCAGGAAGAUGGAUAAAAUGUUUACACAGCCCUUUUUCAAUUGGAGCUGUCUUAGAGGAAGAUCCCAUAAUGUCCUUUCUAUGCAUUUUUGACUGAUCUCAGCUGUCAGUGGGGGAGUACAGUGGGAUGGUUAUACAUAGUAGGUCCCAUUUCAACGCUGAAUUAAAGAAAACACUCAAAGUGAUCUAUGAGGACAACUUCCUGAUUGGGGCCUUGGUGUCAACUGAGCACGUGCAGAAGUGUGGGUUUAAGGCUGUGCUGUAAACACAAGUAGAUACUCUACCAUCACACUGGUGAUCACCAUGACGACAUAUGCUUUGUGUUCUCACUUUCUCUGGAGAACAGGAUUGGGGGAAGAGAGGAAAAUGGGAAAAGGAGGAUGGGAGAGAGGGGGUCAGGUUGUUACCCUUCAGAGAGCAACAUCAUCUUGAUCUGGCCCAGAAGGACAUUUACUGCAGUGCUUUGUGUAUUUUGUUGUUUAAUUGUGUAAACCUUUCUUAUACAUAUAGUUUUGUCAUGCAAGUUUAUUGAAAUAUGAUUGUGUACUGUUGGACUGUUGCCUGUCUGUCUGUCUGUCCGUAUGCUAGAAUAAUAAUGAGUUAUUUAUAUUGUGCUGUGGCAGUGAGAAUGACACCUACAUCGGGUACCUCCCCCUGGCCCAUGUGUUGGAGCUGAGUGCAGAGCUGGUGUGUGUGGCUCACGGCUGCAGGAUCGGAUACUCCUCCCCCCAGACACUAGCGGACCAGGUGAGGUGGUCCCCCCCUGCUCUGUAUAUCACAUGCUUGGACUGUACAUUACUAAACACAUAUAUAAAAGGUGAAUAUAUGUGUAGAGUACCUGUAUCAUAACUGUAUCCUUUCUCUCACACCAGUCGACAAAGAUAAAAACAGGCAGUAAAGGAGACACCAGUGUUCUGCAACCUACUCUUAUGGCAGCUGUGCCGGUAAGACGUACAUACAGUACUGUACAUGUAGGGUUGCUUUCCCAGACACAGACUAAGAUCAGUACUGCUGGUCCAGUACAGACAGUUUCCCCUGAAGAUAGAUAGGAGCCGUGAUUGAGAGGAGCUGCGAGAGAAAGAGAGAGAGAGAAACGAGAGAGAGAGAGAGAGAGUAGAGAGAGAGAAGGAGAGAGAGAGAGAGAGAGAAGAUAAAAGAGAAGAGGGAGAGAGAGAGCAGAGAAAGAAAAAGAGAGAAAAGAAGAGAGAGCGGUAGAGCGAAGUCGAGUAGAGAAGAAAGCAGAACAAAGAGAAGAAAAGAGAGAGAGAGAAAGAAAAAAAAAGCAGAUCUCUCUCUCUCUUCUCUCUCUCUCUCUAUCGCUCUCCUCUCUCUCUCUCACUAAACUAUGCUCUCUCUCUCUCUCUCUUUAUCUCUAUCUCUAUCCCUCCCCCUCUCUCUCUCUUUCCUGUCACAGUACCCCAAGCCAUUCUGUGAUUUUAUUUCAAUGUAGAAAAUAGUUGAAAUGUUAUAUACAGGUGUAUACAGGUGUGAGUUAUUGAGCCUCCCUCACUCUUUCACUACAUACUGUGACUCAGUCCCUCACUCUUUCUCUCUUUUUCUCUUACUCUGGUGAGUCAUUCAGUCCCUCACUCUUGUCUGUCUCUGUCUCUGUCUCUGUCUCUGUCUCUGUCUCUGUCUCUGUCUCUGUCUCUGUCACUCUCCCUCUCUCUGUGAGACCCCAUGCAUCUCUUCAUCUGUGUGUUCCCCCAUGAGGACCCUAGGAGUCAGGGGACACAGGUCAGAGGGCCCCAGUGUCUGGAACCAUUCACAGCUGUAAACAGAACGUGAGAAAGCCCUGUGUGGUUUUCCCCGUCAUAGACAAACACACACUCCCUCACUCACUCUCACUCUCACUCUCUCUCUCUCUCACACACACACACACACACACACACACACACACACACACACACACCGCUCACAGUGUGUAGUUUCGUCUGUGAUACCAGUCUGCAUGUGUCCCACAUCAACUUCCUAUCUCACUACUUUAUCUAACAUGCACAGAAACACAGACUCUCACACCCACCAGCUGGUUUUUGUUGUUUGUUGUUUGUUGUGCCCUUUACUCCAUUAAAACUUGGAGCCCGGUUUUGGAACUCACAAACUCAUGACUUUAAUAACGAAGUGAUCUGGGUUUUAGUGGGGUUGGACAAACUCUCCCUACAGUCACCAUGUCGCUAAGAAACAGAUAGUGCUAAGUCACACACGCACACACACACGGACAUGGUGCCAUCUUUAAGAUAUUAUAGCAUCAAUCCCAUAAUCUCCUUCAGAGUGGAAUCUGAGAUCCGAGAACAACUGACUGGACAACUGAAUGACUUUAGGCUCCUCUCCUUCUCUCUUUAUCAAUCUCUCUGGGAGUGAUGAGGUCACUGUUUUCCAUGCCCACAGGCAGCUAGCAGGGUCGGGCAUUCCCAUUUUAUUGUUUACUGAAACACUGAAUGUUUUCAUAUUGACCAGAUUGUUCCCCAAUACACCACAGUAUAUUCUGAAUGCUUUAAUAGUUGCUGAAUCUGUGAGCAUCUUUACAGAAUUGAUUGAAUUUAGACCUAUCUAAGAUAUCAUCUAGCUAAGACCUCUAAUAUUGAAAUGGUUGGUCUGGGACUUGGUCUUGUUUUCAUGCCCAGGACACAGAGUCUCUGCUGGGCAGAUACAGAAGAGACACUGGCUGAUGUCACCCCCUCCAUGUAUUAUCUCUGUGCUCACAUAGCUCCUCAGAACUGGACCUCCAGACAGAGACGUGUCAGGAAUCUGCUGUCUGGGCCUGUGACCAAAGCCCCAUAUUAAGACCGCAGACAGACACAGUGUAAAGCAAUGUGCUUUGGCCACAUACAGACAGAUCCAGAACUUAUUGACUCGAACACCACAUUCUUCUUAUUUCCCCUCCUCUUUCUGUCCCUGUCUCUUGCCUCUCCAUCUCCCCCGAUUUUCUACCCUCUCUUAUAGAGUAACAGUCAAAAGUUUGGACACACCUACUCAUUCCAGGGUUUUUCUUUAUUUUUACUGUUUUCUACAUUGUAGAAUAAUAGUGAAGCCAUCAAAACUAUGAAAUAACACAUAUGGAAUCAUUUUGGUUACUACAUGAUUCCAUAUGUGUUAUUUCAUAGUUGUGAUGUCUUAACUAUUAUUCUACAAUGUAAGAAAUAGUAAAAAAUUAAGAAAGCAAAAAAAAGGUUGGAAAAAUUUGGUUUUUUUGAUUGUUGGUUUUUUAAGGGGGUAGGUUUUGGGCCAAAUUUUGAUGGUUGUGAUUUUCCUAAUGGAAAUUGUUAAUCCAUAAGGUGUGUAUAUUUCCCUAAUGGGACUGUAUAUCCCCUAAUGGUUUGGGGUAACCAAAAAGGUAGGGUAAUCCUAAGGGGAAAGGGAGGAAAAAAGGGAAAAGGGCAAAGGGGAGGGGGGAAGGGGGGGGGGGAAAAGGCCGAGGGAAAAAAAGAGGAGGAAGGAAAGGGAAAAAAGGAGGAAAAGAGAAGAGACGGGCCGGGGGAGAAGGGGAAAGCGAGAGAGAGAGGGAACGGGGGUUUGGAGCCAAAAUAGGGAAGGGGAAACCCGGGGGGGGGUCUUUUUUCUCUCCUGGGUUUUUCUCUCUCCUCCUUUUCUUCUUCUCUCCUUUCCUCUAUCUUUCCUUCUGUGGUGCUAAGGGGGAAAAAGGAUCGUAUCUAUAAGAAUGUGAUGACCAAGGUGGAGGAGAUGAGCAGUGCUCAGAGGACUCUGUUCACUCUGGCCUACAACUACAAGCUGGAGCAGCUCUCCAAAGGACGCAGCACGCCACUGUGUGACAAGUACGUCAGUCAUCUACAGUACACACACACACACACAAAUCCUUGCAUAUACACACUAUAUAUAUUGCUCAUACAAAACCUCAUACAAAACAAAUAACAUAGUGAAGCACAGUUCAUCCAGGAAGUGUAAACAUGAAUUUUCCUUGCAGAUUAACUGAUCUCCUCCCCCUCCCCUCUACUCCCUCCAGCCUGGUCUUUAAGAAGGUGCGGUCCCUACUGGGGGGGAAGACCAGGGUGCUGCUGUCGGGCGGGGCGCCCCUCUCUGCCGCCACCCAGCGCUUCAUGAACGUGUGCUUCUGUUGCCCCGUGGGCCAGGGCUACGGCCUCACCGAGACCUGUGGAGCUGGAACCAUCAGCGAGAGUGAGAGAGUGAGAGAGUGAGAGAGUGAGAGAGUGAGAGAGAGAGAGAGGGGGGGGGGGGUUGAGGAAAGGAGGGAUACAGAGGGAUGGGAUAGGGUAGGAGGGAGGAGAGACAGUGGUGGAUACAGAGGGAUAGGAUAGGGUAGGAGGGAGGAGAGACAGUGGUGGAUACAGAGGGAUAGGAUAGGGUAGGAGGGAGGAGAGACAGUGGUGGAUACAGAGGGAUGGGAUAGGGUAGGAGAGAGGAGAGACAGUGGUGGAUACAGCGGGAUGGGAUAGGGUAGGAGAGAGGAGAGACAGUGGUGGAUACAGCGGGAUGGGAUAGGGUAGGAGGGAGGAGAGACAGUGGUGGAUACAGAGGGAUGGGAUAGGGUAGGAGAGAGGAGAGACAGUGGUGGAUACAGCGGGAUGGGAUAGGGUAGGAGGGAGGAGAGACAGUGGUGGAUACAGAGGGAUGGGAUAGGGUAGGAGGGAGGAGAGACAGUGGUGGAUACAGAGGGAUAGGGUAGGAGGGAGGGAGGGAGGAGAGACAGUGGUGGAUACAGCGGGAUGGGAUAGGGUAGGAGGGAGGAGAGACAGUGGUGGAUACAGAGGGAUGGGAUAGGGUAGGAGGGAGGAGAGACAGUGGUGGAUACAGAGGGAUAGGGUAGGAGGGAAGGAGGAGAGACAGUGGUGGAUACAGCAGGAUGGGAUAGGGUAGGAGGGAGGAGAGACAGUGGUGGAUACAGAGGGAUGGGAUAGGGUAGAAGGGAGGAGAGACAGUGGUGGAUACAGAGGGAUGGGAUAGGGUAGGAGGGAGGAGAGACAGUGGUGGAUACAGAGGGAUGGGAUAGGGUAGGAGGGAGGAAAGACAGUGGUGGAUCAGAGGGAUGGGAUAGGGUAGGCAAGAGGAGAGACAGUGGUGGAUACAGAGGGAUGGGAUAGGGUAGGAGGGAGGAGAGACAGUGGUGGAUACAGAGGGAUGGGAUAGGGUAGGAGGGAGGAAAGACAGUGGUGGAUCAGAGGGAUGGGAUAGGGUAGGUGAGAGGAGAGACAGUGGUGGAUACAGAGGGAUGGGAUAGGGUAGGAGGGAGGAGAGACAGUGGUGGAUACAGCAGGAUGGGAUAGGGUAGGCGAGAAGAGAGACAGUGGUGGAUACAGAGAGAUGGGAUAGGGUAGGAGAGAGGAGAGACAGUGGUGGAUACAGAGGGACGGGAUAGGGUAGGAGAGAGGAGAGACAGUGGUGGAUACAGCGGGAUGGGAUAGGGUAGGAGGGAGGAGAGACAGUGGUGGAUACAGAGGGAUGGGAUAGGGUAGGAGGGAGGAGAGACAGUGGUGGAUACAGAGGGAUAAGGUAGGAGGGAAGGGAGACAGUGGUGGAUACAGAGGGAUGGGGUAGGAGGGAGGAGAGACAAUGUUAGAUACAGAUGGAUGGGGUAGGAGGGAGGAGAGACAGUGGUGGAUACAGAGGGUUGGGGUAGGAGGGAGGAGAGACAGUGGUGGAUACAGAGGGAUGGGAUAGGAGGGAGGAGAGACAGUGGUGGAUACAGAGGGUUGGGGUAGGAGGGAGGGAGGAGAGACAGUGGUGGAUACAGAGGGAUGGGGUAGGAGGGAGGAGAGACAGUGGUGGAUACAGAGGGUUGGGGUAGGAGGGAGGAGAGACAGUGGUGGAUACAGAGGGAUGGAGCUGAAGAGAAAGGAAAGGAGAGACAGCAGAGUUCUAAAAUCAUGGAAAUAUCCAUUAGUUCUCCCCAAUGCAGGAAAGAACUGAAGCCAGCAGUGACCCAUUGCACAGCACCACUAUUAGCUAUGGUCCAAUGAGAAAGGGUUUCAGUGUUGUCAUGCCUUAGGGAUGGGAGUGAGAGCAGGGCCUUGGCAGGGUUACCAUGGUUGGGUCAGGUUGCCACGGUAACGGAUGAGGCGCAUUUAGCAUAACAGUGCCACUGUGUAUUGUACAGUGGUCAGUCACUGCAGCUUGUGAUGACGAUGUGUAUGUGUGUGUGUUCCAGUGUGGGACUACAGUACAGGGCGAGUUGGUGGACCGCUCAUUUGUUCUGAAAUCAAGCUCAAGGAUUGGGUGGAGGGUGAGUAACACAGACAGACAGGGAGGAGGACCCCUGGGUCUCUUUAUCCACACACACAUAUACACACACACACACUUAUGAAAACAAUGUCAUAUAGUUUACCAAUCCAUCCCACAUUAUUUACACAAAUGCCCUAGUCAGUGUGAGAGAUGGACAGCGUUUUAGGAGAAAGAUCACUCUCUCAUAUUUCAACUGCAUUCAGUUCUCCAUGACCUUGUAAGGAAGUCAUUCAAAACACAACUCUUUCCUCUGUACAGUUUUCCAUCAUACAUACAGUGCCUUCAGAAAGUAUUCACACCUGUUGACUUUUUCAAAAUGUUGUUGUUACAAGGUGGGAUUCAAAUAUAUUUAACUGUCAUUGUGUGUCAAUGAUCUACACAAUGUACUCUGUAAUGUCAAAGUGGAAGAAAAAUUAUAACAUUUGUAAAAAUAAAUUUGGAAAAAUAAAACCCUAAUAUAUCUUGAUUUCAUAAAUAUUCAAACCCCUGAGUCAAUACUUGUUAGAAUCACCUUUGGCAGCGAUUACAGCUGUGAGUAUUUCUGGGUAAGUCUCUAAGAGCUUUGCACACCUGGAUUGUACAAUAUUUGCACAUUAUUCUUUUUAAAAUUAUUCAAGCUCUGUAAAGUUGGUUGUUGAUCAUUGCUAGACAGACAUUUUCAAGUCUUGACAUAGAUUAUCAAGCCGAUUUUAAGUCAAAACUGUAACUAGGCCACUCAGGAACAUUCAAUGUCGUCUAGGUAAGCAACUCCAGUGUAUUUUUGGCCUUGUGUUUUAGGUUAUUGUCCUGCUGAAAGGUGAAUUUGUCUCCCAGUGUCUGUUGGAAAGCAGACUGAACCAGGUUUUCCUCUAGGAUUUUGCCUGUGCUUAGCUCUACUCUGUUUCUUUUUAUCCCAAAAAAGUCACUAGUCCUUGCCAAUGACAAGCAUACCCAUAACAUGAUGCAGCCACCACCUAUCACAGCUCACAAGAAGACCCAGAUGCAGACAGUUUCGAAGUAACAAAAGUUUAUUACAAAAACGGGGGCAGGCAAACGACAGGUCAAGGGCAGGCAGAGGUCAGUAAUCCAGAACAGAGUACAAAAAGUACAGAAUGGCAGGCAGGCUCAGGGGCAGGCAGAGGUCAGUAAUCCAAGGCAGUGUCACAAGGUACAGAACGGCAGGAAGGCUCAGGGUCAGGGCAGGCAGAAUGGUCAAAACCGGGAAAACUAGAAAACAAGAACUAGAGAAAAACAGGAGUACGGGAAAAACGCUGGUAGGCUUGACGAGACAAAACAAACUGGCAACAGACAAACAGAGAACACAGGUAUAAAUACACUGGGGAUAAUGGGUAGAUGGGCGACACCUGGAGGGGAGUAGAGACAAGCACAAAGACAGGUGAAAUAGAUCAGGGUGUGACCUUGACUAACUGGUGCCCCGCACAUUGACUCUGUACCGGUACCCCCUGUAUAUAGCCUCCCUACUGUUAUUUUAUUUAAUGCUACUUUUUAAUUAUUUGCUAUUUUUUAUUUUCUUAAAAACUGCAUUUUUGGUUAAGGGCUUGUAAGUAAGCAUUUCACUGUAAGGUCUACACCUGUUGUAUUCGGCACAUGUGGCAAAUAAAAUUUGACACCACCAUGCUUGAAAGUAUGAAGAGUGGUACUCAGUGAUGUGUUGUGUUGGAUUUGCCCCAAACAUUACGCUUUGUAUUCAGGACAUAAAGUUCAUUUCUUUGCCACAUUACUUAAUUGCCUUGUUACUGCUCUGUCCUCCAGGUGGCUACCACAGCACAGACACGCCCACCCCACGAGGCGAGAUCCUGAUUGGCGGGCCCAACGUUACCAUGGGUUACUACAAGAAUGAGGCCAAGAACCAGGACUUCUUUGUGGAUGACAACGGCCAGCGCUGGUUCUGUACUGGAGACAUAGGAGAAGUCCAUCCUGAUGGAUGCCUCAAGAUCAUUGGUGAGGAGCAGGGCUAACACCUCUUCUGAAUGGCCUCAUUCUCGGUUUCUACUCUAUUCCAAAGUGUUCCCUUUCACCAUGGUUAUGCACCCAAGUUCAUAUUUGCUAAGAUACACAUUUACAUUUGGGCAUGUCCAUCAAAGGAGGCUGGUGGGAGGAGCUAUAGGAUGACGGGCUCAUUGUAAUGGUUGAUGACGGGCUCCUGAGUGGCGCAGUGUACUCCUGAGUGGCGCAGUGGUCUAAGGCACUGCAUCGCAGUGCUAACUGUGCCACUAGAGAUCCUGGUUCGAAUCCAGGCUCUGUCGCCGCCGACCGCGACCGGGAGACUCAUGGGCGGCGCACAAUUGGCCCAGCGUCGUCCAGGGUAGGGGAGGGAAUGGCCGGCAGGGAUGUAGCUCAGUUGAUAGAGCAUGGCGUUUGCAACGCCAGGGUUGUGGGUUCGAUUCCCACGGGGGGCCAGUAUAAAAAAAAUAUGUAUUCACUAACUGUAAGUCGCUCUGGAUAAGAGCGUCUGCUAAAUGACUAAAAUGUAAAUGUUGAAAUGAAAUCUAUGGAGUGGAGUCAAAUACGUUGUUUCCAUGUGUUUGAUGUGUUUGGUACCAUUCCACUGAUUGCAUUCCAGCCAUGACAACGAGCCUGUCAUCCUAUAUCUCCUCCCACCAGCCUCCUCUGAUGUCUAUAUAGAGUAGUAUGUAAAAAGAAAAAUCCCUGAUACCACCUACGCCAGCACACCACAUCAACAUCAUGCCCAAACCCACUGAAUCCCUUCUAAACAACCUAUGCCCCUACGUUCAUCUAUCAGUCUAGCAGGGCAGCUCCCAAGAACAACUGUUUCCCAAUUCCACCUCACUUCUGACAAUUCCUCUUGAGCCGUGUUUACAUUAGACUGACAGAAAUCCUACGGUUCUCUGUUGUCUACAUCUGUCUGUAAAGAUUUGCAGUGCAGUGGAAAAUGUGCUGUUUCUCCUCCAGUUCUACUCAGUGUGUCCCUGUGUCUACAGAUCGUAAGAAGGACCUGGUUAAGCUCCAGGCUGGAGAGUAUGUGUCUCUGGGGAAGGUGGAGGCCAUGCUGAAGAACUGCCCCCUUAUAGACAACAUCUGUGCCUACGCCAACAGGUGUGUGUGUGUGUGCGUGUUUUUGUUUAACUAUCCUUGUGGCAGUUUAGGUUGCUGAAAGGAGCGAUUGUAAUGGCAUCAAACCAUGUGUUUGAUGUAUUUGAUACCAUUCCACUAAUUCCGCUCCAGCCAUUACCACCAGCCCGUCCUGCCCAAUUAAGGUGCCACCAACCUCCUGUGCCUUGUGGGUACCAGAAGUCCUCAAGGAUAGUAAAAGAAGGACAAUUCGGGCAAGUGGGGACAUUUUGCCGCUUCCCACAAGAAAAACUGCUAUUUUAGGCUUAGGAGUUAGGUUUAGGGUUAGGGUUACAAUUAGGGUUAGAUUUAGGGUUAGGGAAAAUAGGAUUUUGGAUGGUGUGACGAGGUGUGAAUGAAGGAGUCAGGCGAAGGAGGUAAAAUACCGAAGUCCAGAGUUUAUUCCGUUUACAUAAAUAAAACGCCCAAAGCGUCAAACGACACUGUACAAGGGAAAACAUCCACCUUGGCAUAAACACAGUGAAUAGUAGCUCAACCGAGCAACACGCUCUCACAACAAACAAUCACUCACAAAGACAAGGAGAACAGAGGGAACACUUAUACACAUACUAAUUAGGGGAAUGAGCACCAGGUGUGUGUGAUUGACAAGACAUGACAAGUGGAGUGAUGAGAAUGGGAUCAGCAGUAGCUAGUACUCCGGUGACGACGAAUGCCGAAGCCUGCCCGAACCAGGAGGGGGGGCAGCCUCGGCGGAAGUCGUGACAGUACCCCCCCCCCCCCCCUCCUCCUCAGGAUGUCAUCGAUGUAGACCACCACACCGCGACCAAGCAUGUCCCGAAACACCUCGUUCACAAAGGACUGGAAAACGGAUGGAGCAUUCAUCAAACUGUAGGGCAUCACCAGGUAUUCAUAAUACCCCGAGGUUGUGCUGAAUGCUGUUUUCCACUCAUCCCCUUACCGAAUACGCACCAGGUUGUAGGCACUCCUGAGGUCUAAUUUGGUGGAAAAGCGGGCCCCAUGCAUUGACUCAAUCACUGAAGGAAUGAGGGGAAGAGGAUAACUAAAUCGUACCGUCACAUAAUUCAGUGGUCGAUAAUCAAUGCACGGGUGUAAACCGCCAUCUUUCUUCUUCACAAAGAAGAAACUCGAGGAGGCAGGUGAAGUGGAGGGACGUAUAUACCCCUGGCACAGGGACUCGUGACAUAUGUUUCCAUCGCCUCCGUUUCAGCCUGCGACAGGGGAUACACAUGACUCCUGGGAGGUACAGCGUCUACCCGAAGGUUUAUCGCGCAAUCCCCCUCCCGAUGAGGUGGUAAUUUAGUCGCUUGCGUCUUGGAAAACGUGAGCGCCAGAUCAUGGUAUCCAGGGGGAAUGCGCACGGUGGGGGUACUGUCUGGACUUUCCACCGUGGUCGCACCAACGGAAACACCUAGACACCUACCCGGACACUCACGCGACCACCCUGUAAGAACCCUCUGCGGCAAUGAGAAAUUGGGGUUGUGAAGGGCUAACCACGGGAUACCCAAGACUACAGGGUAAGCAGGAGACUCAAUAAUCAUAAAGGUGAUCUGCUCAACAUGCGUCUCCUGCGUAAUCAUGGUGACUGGUACCGUAACUUCCUUAACCAACCCGGACCCUAAUGGUCGACUAUCAAGUGCUCUGAUGGGGAGUGGAAUGGUUAGGGGAACCAAUGAAAUGCCUUGACGGCGUGCAAAUGCCCUGUCCAUAAAAUACCCAGCUGCGCCUGAAUCGACUAGCGCCUUACACUGGGAACCUACCAAGUGAUCGGGAAAGGAGAUAGAUAAAGUACAGUGCGCCGCAAAGGGCUCUGAACACGUUUGGGUGUUCGUUACCUGGGGUGAUGCGUGAGUACCCUGCCUACCGCCUCCAGACCCAAAAGAACGUUGACUGCAACGUGAGGUGGAUUGUCCCUUCGUGCCACCAGAGUGGCACUGUCGCUGUCCUCCUGCGCUCUCUCGACCGGCGGCUCCCCCCAGCUCUAUCUGCUCGGGGUCAGAGUCGUCCGGAGUGGUAACGGGCAGACCCCUACCAGGACGUCCUCUGGCUGCUAGCAGAUUGUCCAGCUGGAUGGCCAUGUCCACCAGUUGGGAGAACGAUAGCAUGGCAUCCCGGCAGGCUAGCUCCCGUCGGACGUCCUCCCUUUGAUGGCAAUGGAAAUGGUCGAUCAGGGCCCGCUCGUUCCACCCGGACCACGCUGCCAGCAUCCGGAACUCCAGCGCGUAGUCCUGAGCGGUCCUCGUCCUCUGCCUCAGAUGAACCAGUCGUUCGCCUGCCUCUCGACCCUCAGGCGGGUGAUCAAAAACGGCCCGAAAGAGGCGAGCAAACUCUCCGUAGUCCUCCAAUGCGGUACCUUCCUCGUUCCACACCGCGUUGGCCCACUCCAGGGCUCUCCCACAAAGGCAGGAAACGAGGACGGAUACCUUCUCCCGCUCCCGGGGCGCCGGCCUGAUGCUGGAGAAAUACAACUCCAGUUGGAGUAGGAAUCCCUUACAUCACGCUGCCGUCCCAUCAAACGCCGAUGGCCGGGAUAUCUGGAUCCCUCCAGGGGCUGGGGUGUAGGUGGCUGGAUCCGGUUGACCAGCUGGUCUCGAUAGAUCGGAUCCUCUCCUCUCCAGGCGUUGUACCACCUGAAGAACCCGAUCCAUCGCUUCCCCCAAGCUGGCCAACAUCGAGGAAUGCUCCUGGACCCUUGCCACAACUCCAGGCAUGCGGUCUUCUCCUGCUGACUUCAUAUCAGAUCAGGUGAGUGAUUCUGUGACGAGGUGUGAAAGAAGGAGUCAGGCGCAGGAGGUAAAAUACUGAAGUCCAGAGUUUAUUCCGUUUACAUAAAUCAAACACCCAAAGCGUCAAACGACACUAUUACAAGGGAAAACAUCCACCUUGGUCCUCUGUAGCUCAGCUGGUAGAGCACGGCGCUUGUAACGCCAAGGUAGUGGGUUCGAUCCCCGGGACCAACCACACGCAAAAAAAAAAUAUGCACGCAUGACUGUAAAUCGCUUUGGAUAAAAGCGUCUGCUAAAUGGCAUAUUAUUAUUAUUAUUAUUAUUAUAAACACAGUGAAUAGUAGCUCAACCGAGCUACACGCUCUCACAACAAACAAUCACUCACAAAGACAAGGGGAACAGAGGGAACACUAAUACACAUACUAAUUAGGGGAAUGAGCACCAGGUGUGUGUGAUUGACAAGACAUGACAAGUGGAGUGAUGAGAAAGGGAUCGGCAGUAGCUAGUACUCCGGUGACGACGAACGCCAAAGCCUGCCCGAACCAGGAGGGGGGGCAGACUUGGCGGAAGCCGUGACAGUUGGGAAUCAAUUAUUUGGUCCCCACAAGGAUAGCAAUACAAAACUGUGUGUGUGUGUGUGUGUGUGUGUGUGUGUGUGUGUGUGUGUGUGUGUGUGUGUGUGUGUGUGUGUGUGUGUGUGUGUGUGUGUGUGAAUCAGUCUAUGUAAAAAAACGGAGACAUGGUGGUGUCUUCUUAACCGUUAUCUCUCUUCAGCGAUGAGAUGUACGUGAUUGGCUUUGUGGUGCCCAAUCAGAAGCAUCUGCUUUCGCUAGCGGAGCAGUAUCGUAUCCGGGGCUCAUGGGAGGAGCUGUGUAACAACGCUGCCAUGGAGGAGGUAGUCCUGCAGGUCAUCACCGAGGCCGCCCUAUCAGGUGAGAGGUCAAAGGUCAUCAGACCUUGGAGAGAGAGGAGAGCGAUGUUAUAGAAAGAUGGUAGUGGUAGUAGUAGAUACAGGUUAUAGUGAGUCAGGUUGAAGCUCUACUUUUGUCAUCCAUUCCUUUUGGUGGUGCUUUGGUUUCAUAUCUGACUGGAAUUAUGAUGCAUUUCCUCUUCUUGUCUGUCUGUGCAGCCCAGCUGGAGCGGUUUGAGAUCCCCCGUAAGAUCCGUCUGAGCCCUGACCCCUGGACCCCCGAGACGGGCCUGGUGACCGAAGCCUUCAAGCUCAAACGCCAGCAGCUGAAGAGCAAGUACCAGGACGACAUCGAGAGAAUGUACGGUGGGAAGUAGGACCAGACCAGACCAGACCAGAACCUCUCCAAGCACAGAGCCGCUCAGCUCCUAUCCCCACCCGACCCCCAUCCCGACCCUCAUCCCGGACCAGCCCCCAGAAGCACUGAAAUUACUUGAAUCUACUUUGUUCUCCUGAGACCAAAAAGAUGGACAGAGAUAGAGAGAGAGACAGAUUGAGAGAGAUAGAGGGAGAAAAAUAUAAAUAUCAAAGAGAGGAGGCUGUGUUGUUGCAAUAUUCCCCCUCUACUGUUCCUUUAUUCGAUAAAAUGGCUUUGCUUAAAAAUUCAAAUCAAUAGACAAUAGCCUAGCCCUGAAGACUGUUGAAGAGAAGUAUUAGUUAGGUGAGAGUAAGUAACGGGUGUUGUUGGAACACCCUAAAACAGUAUCUCCAUGUUCAUUCCACUCCUUGCCCAUGUUCAUUCCACUUCUUACCCUCUUUGGAGAUGAUUUUCCUCCAGAUGUGAGUUAUGAGACAGGACAGGUAGGUCAUGUUCACUGUUGAGCUCAUGUCUGUCUGAGUGUUGUCGACCGUUAUUGAAGCACAAGCUCAGGUUGGUUGGAAAAGGUUCUGAUUUAACCCCAAUGCCCUUCUGUCUGAGGGUGUCAGGAAUGCUAAGCCAUGAGAGCCUGUAGAGAUCAAGUACCAUUAACAUUUUGGUUAAAAUCUGUAUAGAUUUUAUUUUCUCCUUUAAUUCUGCGAUUCUGUCCACGUUAGUCCACAUUGGCUGAUUCUCUGUCCAAGUUCCAAAUCCAGGGCUGCUCACUGGCUAAUUCUCAGCCAUAUUCCUGAAUCCAGGUUUUUCCAUUGCUUAUUCUCUGGUUUAUUUCAGAACCUAGUUCUGCCCGGAGACUAGUCUUACUUCCUGCAGGACAGGAAUAAACUAGCUGUUGGUGUUUAUUUUUGUUGUGUUUGGUUGAUGCUGUUUUUUCUGCUUAGUGAGGCUUUAGCACUGUGAUUUCUAUUAGAUUCCCAUCUGCCCAUCUGAUCCUACAAGCACGAAGUCAACAGGAGGUUCAGAGAGACUAAGAUAAGAUAAUUACUUUAUUAUCCCCAUGGGGAAAUGUGGGUUUCAGCUAGGGCAGUGAAAUGUUGUCUCUGCCCCUAGAAGAAAAACUGAACAUUUGGAGGUGAGUGUAUUUCUUUCAGAACUCUUCCCUUGACGUUUCUAUCAUUCAUAUUAUUGUUAUUAUUUAUGAUAAUGCCAAUUAAUAAUACUCUUGUCAUGAACUCAUAAAGUUUGUAAGAAAGAUGUAGAUUGGUGAAUACCAUUUUGUGGUAGAAAACAUAUUCGUACUCUGUUAUAGGUGUGCACUUACAUGAACCACACAUUCACGUGCUAAUGUAAGAGCUGUCGUUCUAGAAUCACUGUCAUGCUUGAAGUGAACAGUGUGCAAUAUGAUAAUAUAACAUUUGGACCAAACUAGGGUAGGAUUACUUGGCCGAUGGCAAGAAGAGAUGCACACAAAACACUCACACAAAACAGUUCCGUACAAGAAUUUUGAUAAUUUAGUUAAGAGCACAGCUUCAGCAUUUAUGUGUGUGUGUGUGUGCGUGCGCAUGCAUGCGGUGUUCUCGCACUUGAAAAGGCCAUUCCUUGUAUGUUGUUGUAUGUGAUACACCACAGCAAAAGAUGGCCUUGAGCUUUCCUAAAUGGUCCAAACAUGGCUCUGUAGAACAUCAUUCCACACAUGACACAUGUUGCCUUUUCUUGGGAUUUCAAGUGGAUAACUACGCAUAGGAAAUAUUUUAAUAACAAUGCUGUACACAGUGAUGUAAGAUAUCGUUUCUUGACAUUAUGUGUUACUGUAACCCAGAAUAACAUGCCUUUCUGAUGUUUUCCUGUAUACUAUACAUACAGUAUAUGAGGGGCAGUGAUCACUGGAGAAGGAAUUAUUAUAGCCUCUAUUUUAAAUCUAUUGUAGCUUUAUAAUAUAUACCUGUUUUGUUACUCCUCUCCCAUUUGUCCGGGGAAUCUGCCUUGUAACAUAAGUGCAUCAAUUGUAUUUAUUUGUAAUUUGCCUGGGAAAUUAUUACAUGAAGAAGUAAAUAAAGAUUGUGUUUGGUCUAUCAGUGCUGUCCUGAGUUAUUUGAGUGCAAAUUGAGAAAUUAGGCUGUCUUAAAAAUCUGACGUCCAUUAUGUUGUCCAUUACAAUUAGACCCAUAAUAAAGCAGUGAUUGGUGACGCACCGUUAGGUGGUUAUGAUGAGGGAUGUAGCUCAGUUGGUAGAGCAUGGCGUUUGCAACACCAGGGUUGUGGGUUCGAUUCCCACAGGGGGCCAGUAUGGAAAACAUUUUUUUUUUAAAUAAUGUAUGCACUCACUAACUGUAAGUCGCUCUGGAUAAAAGCAUCUGCUAAAUGACUAAAAUGUAAAUGUAAUGAUGACUGCGUGAGAAAGUUCUGUUUGAGCUGUAAGCGAGAACGAAGUAUUUGAACUUAAUUUAUCCAAUAAGCUCAAAACGGACCAGGCUAAUCAAACUAAACAAUCGUGCCCACCAUCGUCAUUCGUCAAAGCCUACUUAUUUGAGGCUCAAAUUUCCAAACCCCUCCCGUUAGCACUAUCCUAGAUAAUGUGUUGUUUAAGUGGUUUUAUACUCUGUUUAAUGAUCUGUAAUAAGAACAUGUAACAUGUAGGUGAAGGUGUAGUAAUAGCCAACUCAGCACAGAUCCACGUCCAAUAAUACAUAUACACUACCAGUCAAAUGUUUGGACACACCUUUUUAUCUAGAUUGUAGAAUAAUAGUGAAGACAUCAAAACUAUGAAAUAACACAUAUGGAAUCAUGUAGUAACCAAAAAAGUGUUAAACAAAUCAAAAUAUAUUUUAUAUUUGAGAUUCUUCAAAUAGUCACCCUUUGCCCCCCCCCCCAUAAAAAAUUAAUAAAGUGGUUGUCCCACUGGCUAUCAUAAGUUGAAUGCACCAAUUUGUAAGUUGCUCUGGAUAAGAGCGUCUGCUAAAUGAUGUAAAUGUAAAUGUAAAUGACAGCUUUGCACACUCUUGGCAUUCUCUCAACCAGCUUCACCUGGAAUGCUUUUCCAACAGUCUUGAAGGACUUCGCACAUAUGCUGAACACUUGUUGGCUGCUUUUCCUUCACUCUGCGGUCCGACUCAUCCCAAACCAUCUCAAUUGGGUUGAGGUCAAGGGAUUGUGGAGGCCAUGUCAUCUGAUGCAGCACUCCAUCACUCUCCUUCUUGGUAAAAUAGCCCUUUCACAGCCUGGAGGUGUGUUGGGUCAUUGUCCUGUUGAAAAAUAACUGAUAGUCCCACUAAGUCCAAACCAGAUGGGGUGGAGUAUCACUGUAGAAUGCUGUGGUGGCCAUGCUGGUUAAGUUUGCCUUGAAUUCUAAAUACAGUGGGGGGAAAAAGUAUUUAGUCAGCCACCAAUUGUGCAAGUUCUCCCACUUAAAAAGAUGAGAGAGGCCUGUAAUUUUCAUCAUAGGUACACGUCAACUAUGACAGACAAAUUGAGAAAAAAAAUCCAGAAAAUCACAUUGUAGGAUUUUUAAUGAAUUUAUUUGCAAAUUAUGGUGGAAAAUAAGUAUUUGGUCACCUACAAACAAGCAAGAUUUCUGGCUCUCACAGACCUGUAACUUCUUCUUUAAGAGGCUCCUCUGUCCUCCACUCGUUACCUGUAUUAAUGGCACCUGUUUGAACUUGUUAUCAGUAUAAAAGACACCUGUCCACAACCUCAAACAGUCACACUCCAAACUCCACUAUGGCCAAGACCAAAGAGCUGUCAAAGGACACCAGAAACAAAAUUGUAGACCUGCACCAGGCUGGGAAGACUGAAUCUGCAAUAGGUAAGCAGCUUGGUUUGAAGAAAUCAACUGUGGGAGCAAUUAUUAGGAAAUGGAAGAUAUACAAGACCACUGAUAAUCUCCCUCGAUCUGGGGCUCCACGCAAGAUCUCACCCCGUGGGGUCAAAAUGAUCACAAGAACGGUGAGCAAAAAUCCCAGAACCACACGGGGGGACCUAGUGAAUGACCUGCAGAGAGCUGGGACCAAAGUAACAACGCCUACCAUCAGUAACACACUACGCCGCCAGGGACUCAAAUCCUGCAGUGCCAGACGUGUCCCCCUGCUUAAGCCAGUACAUGUCCAGGCCCGUCUGAAGUUUGCUAGAGUGCAUUUGGAUGAUCCAGAAGAGGAUUGGGAGAAUGUCAUAUGGUCAGAUGAAACCAAAAUAUAACUUUUUGGUAAAAACUCAACUUGUCGUGUUUGGAGGACAAAGAAUGCUGAGUUGCAUCCAAAGAACGCCAUACCUACUGUGAAGCAUGGGGGUGGAAACAUCAUGCUUUGGGGCUGUUUUUCUGCAAAGGGACCAGGACGACUGAUCCGUGUAAAGGAAAGAAUGAAUGGGGCCAUGUAUCGUGAGAUUUUGAGUGAAAACCUCCUUCCAUCAGCAAGGCCAUUGAAGAUGAAACGUGGCUGGGUCUUUCAGCAUGACAAUGAUCCCAAACACACCGCCCGGGCAACGAAGGAGUGGCUUCGUAAGAAUCAUUUCAAGGUCCUGGAGUGGCCUAGCCAGUCUCCAGAUCUCAACCCCAUAGCAAAUCUUUGGAGGGAGUUGAAAGUCUGUGUUGCCCAGUGACAGCCCCAAAACAUCACUGCUCUAGAGGAGAUCUGCAUGGAGGAAUGGGACAAAAUACCAGCAACAGUGUGUGAAAACCUUGUGAAGACUUACAGAAAACGUUUGACCUGUGUCAUUACAGGCCUCUCACAUCUUUUUAAGUGGGAGAACUUGCACAAUUGGUGGCUGACUAAAUACUUUUUUUCCCCACUGUAACAAAGUAUUGAGAAACUUUUGUUAUUGACCAAAUACUUAUUUUCCACCAUAAUUUGCAAAUAAAUUCAUUAGAAAUCCUACAAUGUGAUUUUCUGGAUUUUUUUCUUCUCAAUUUGUCUGUCAUAGUUGACGUGUACCUAUGAUGAAAAUUACAGGCCUCUCUCAUCUUUUUAAGUGGGAGAACUUGCACAAUUGGUGGCUGACUAAAUACUUUUUUCCCCCACUGUAAAUCACAGACAGUGUCACCAGCAAAGCACCCCCACACCAUAACACCUCCUCCUCCUUGCUUUACGGUGGGAAUUAUUAUUAUUAUUAUAAAUACACAUGCGGAGAUCAUCCGUUCACUCACACCGCGUCUCACAAAGACACAGUGGUUUGAACCAAAAAUCUCAAAUUUGGACUCCAGACCAAAGGACAAAUUUCCACCGGUGUAAUGUCCAUUGCUCGUGUUUCUUGGCCCAAGCAGGUCUCUUCUUCUUAUUGGUGUCCUUUAGUAGUGGUUUCUUUUCAGCAAUUCGACCAUGAAGGCCUGAUUCACACAGUCCCCUCUGAACAGUUGAUGUUGAGAUGUGUCUGUUACUUGAACUCUGUGAAGCAUUUAUUUAGGCGGCAAUUUCUGAGGCUGGUAACUCUAAUGACCUUAUCCUCUGCAGCAGAGGUAACUCUUGGUCUUCCAUUGCUGUGGUGGUCCUCAUGAGAGCCAGUUUCAUCAUAGCGCUUGAUGGAUUUUGCGACUGCACUUGAAGAAACGUUCAAAGUUCUUGAAAUUUUCCGUAUUGACUGACCUUGACUGACCAUGUCUUAAAGUAAUGAUGGACUGUCGUUUCUCUUUGCUUAUUUGAGCUGUUCUUGCAAUAAUAUGGACUUGGUCUUUUACCAAAUAGGGCUAUCUUCUGUUAACACACAACUGAUUGGCUCAAACGCAUUAAGAAGGAAAGAAAUUCCACAAAUUAACUUUUAAGAAGGCACACCUGUUAAUUGAAAUGCAUUCCAGGUGACAACCUCAUGAAGCUGGUUGAGAGAAUGCCAAGAGUGUGCAUAGCUGUCAUCAAGGCAAAGGGUGGCCAUUUGAAGAAUCUCAAAUAUAAAAUAUAUUUUGAUUUGUUUAACACUUUUUUGGUUACUACAUGAUUCCAUAUGUGUUAUUUCAUAGUUUUGAUGUCUUCACUAUUAUUCUACAAUGUAGAUAAUAGUAAAAAAUAAAUAAAUAAAAAACUGGAAUGAGUAGGUGUGUCCAAACUUUUGACUGGUACUGUAUGUGCAGUUGAAAUUUGGCCAUAGAAUCAAUGACCAAAAAAGUAUUUUCACAUUUCUUCCAGAAACGAAAAUUUACCUGAUUUCAAUGUCUGGGAAAUAUGUAUUUUCAAUGUCCGGGAGGUGCAAUAUUGGGAGGUGUAAUAUUGAAAUGACAGGAUUUGUGUGCAAGAGUUGAAUCAUUGCUCACCCAAAAACUCACAUGAAUACAUGUCGAUGGAAGAUUAUUUUGCAUCAAUUCUAUAAACAGCUGUUAAAUAUUGUAUUUGAUCAGAAAAGGAAAAGUCAGUUUAGUAACUUGACAGAAUUGGAACAUAGCGUUCUAAUUAAGCAAUAAGGCCCAGGGGGGUGUGGUAUAUGGCCAAUAUACCAAGGCUAAGGUCUGUUCUUAAGCACAACACAACGCAGAGUGCCUGGAUACAGCCCUUAGACAUGGUAUAUUGGCCAUAUACCACAAACCCCCCGAGGUGCCUUAUUGCUAUUAUAAACUGGUUACCAACGUAAUUAGAGCAGUACAAAUAAAUGCUUUGUCAUACCCAUGGUAUAUGGUCUGAAAUACCAUGGCUGUCAGCCAAUCAGGAUUCAGGGCUCGAACCACCCAGUUUAUAAAAAUCUGUUAACCACUUUUUGUCACAUUUGUGUCUGGGCUGUGUCCACUCGACAUUUGAAACUGGGCCAAAACGUGCCUCUCGACCACAGAGUCCACGUGAUUGGUGACAUCCCAAGGUCGCUAUAUAAAUAUUCCCAUGCACUUGGAUAUCCUGUUAAAUUCGAGAGGCGCACACACCCACGAGGACACGGAUCAUACAGCUGGGUCCACAUGUUCCACAGCUCUGUUGCUCGGUAAGUUGGAUAAGUAGUGUAUCAAUAGUAAAAAUAGGCUUUAGCCAUUGUUCACUAAGUUAUGUCUUAUAAAAAAAAUAUCUGGCUAAAUAGGCAUACUUUUAUACGAUUAAUAAAAUAAUUCCUAUAGCCUGCAAUUGAGGAAUGGUGUGCUUAAACGUGUGCUUAAAUGUGUGCGUGUGCGUAAAAGUGUGGGUAAAGAAUCAAGAUCAUAACCUCUGUACAUUUUUUUAUUUUUAAAGGAAACUUUUCAGUCCACUUCAUAAAAUCCAC
Molecule: messenger RNA, 31842 nt
Organism: Coregonus sp. 'balchen'
Lineage: Eukaryota; Metazoa; Chordata; Actinopteri; Salmoniformes; Salmonidae
Source: the annotation of a GenBank genome assembly